AUGUUUACAAGGCGUUUUAUCCAUCCGGCAUGCCUAGAGCAGUGCCCGCGGCAGUUCUUCCAGUCGGCAUUCCAUCAACCUUCUCGCAGUCCGGCAUGGCGUUUCUUCUCCAACUCUCCUCUGUCCAGAGCCCCGAAACCGAGCAAUGCCUCGCGAAAACCCACAACGACACAGAAAAAGCACCAAGACGCAGAUGAAAUGACUCUGAAGUUCGCAGGGAAACGGCCGGAGGGGUUUGGCAAGCUAGACCGCAAGGUAGCCAAAGAAGGAUCGGUGGUUCUCUACCGGGCGCCCUCCCACCGGAGUUAUAUCCUAGGCGCGUACGGCAUAGCGGCCUUUUCGUUUGCCUAUUCGAUUUACAAUUCCAACAUCGUGUUUCGAGACCCUAUCAUGCCGCUCCCUACGUGGCAGAAAACCUUGUUUGGUGGCAUCUGUAUCGUGAUGAGUGUCAUGGGCACGGUCUUCCUGUUCAAGACAGGUCGCUUAAUAAAAACUGUCACGGCCGUGUAUUCCAACGGCCAGACGCAGCUUAACUUUUCGGUUCGCCGGAUCAUCCCAUUCAUGAAGCCCUGGGAAUUUACUGUGAUGCCUCGCCAGCUGGUUAUCUCGCGCCGACUUGUGGUUCACCCCGAUGCUCUGAGACAGACAGGGACCUCUACGCGUCCGGAGGAUGUCACCUUCUUCAAGGCCCCACUGAAGAAAGUCAGCAUGGCCCUUUGGAAAGUCUUCCGCUCCGUGAGACAGAUUUUCACUCAAGAAGACUUUGUCAUGCUGGAGAUGCAAGGGCUCAAGGGCGCCUUCCGAAUGGACUCCAAGGGCUAUCUCUCUGAAGACUUCCUCGCUAUUGGAGACCCGCUGAGCGUCAAGCUCCCCCCACGCCGACAGUGA
Messenger RNA from Penicilliopsis zonata CBS 506.65, 888 nucleotides. RefSeq lists its product as hypothetical. The transcript has a single exon. NCBI's taxonomy places the organism in Eukaryota, Fungi, Ascomycota, Eurotiomycetes, Eurotiales, Aspergillaceae. Bases 1 to 888 code for a protein of 295 amino acids. The record is from RefSeq and is a predicted model, not a curated record.